Molecule: messenger RNA, 513 nt
Organism: Sitophilus oryzae (rice weevil)
Lineage: Eukaryota; Metazoa; Arthropoda; Insecta; Coleoptera; Curculionidae
Product: odorant receptor 85b-like
Exons: 5
Coding region: 1-513 (170 amino acids)
Biological process (GO): detection of chemical stimulus involved in sensory perception of smell; sensory perception of smell
Cellular component (GO): plasma membrane
Molecular function (GO): odorant binding; olfactory receptor activity
Source: RefSeq, a predicted model, not a curated record
AUGGCUGCAAAAAUCGAUCAUCUCAGAACCCUAUUAGAAGGAGUUUUUCAAAACACCAGCUACGACAUCAAGAAACAGAAAUUAAAAGUGUGCAUUUUGUAUCACCAACAAAUCAUAAGAUUAAACGAGAGAAUAAGUGCAUUAGUGACUGAAAUGCUUGGCCAGAUAUCGUUUGUAGCUGCUAUUGUAAUUAGCUGCAUCGGAAAUGUGAUAGUAAAGCAAUACUCUAUCGGCGCUUUAGUUUACAUGGGUGGUUUUGUUACAGCCGUAUACAUGAUGUGCCUAACUGGCCAAAUAAUUAAAGAUGAGACACUAAAGGUCGAUAAUAUAGUUUUUAACCUUAACUGGUACACUGACCUGAACUUGGCUAAGGAUAUGGUAUUAAUAAUGCGACGCAGUCAGAAACCUGUAAAUUUACGUUCAUUUUUAUUUGGCGUAUUUGAUUACCAGUUACUUGUAGUGAUCAUCAAGACAUCAUAUUCAUACUUCACAUUGAUGACCCAGAGAGGAUAA